Messenger RNA from Phasianus colchicus (ring-necked pheasant), 785 nucleotides. Lineage: Eukaryota; Metazoa; Chordata; Aves; Galliformes; Phasianidae. The record is from RefSeq and is a predicted model, not a curated record.
GUGGGCACAGCCCCCCUCCCCCCAGCGCCCUCCAUCUCCCCCCCUCCAGGCUCCUCCCAGCCAUGCCUCAAGCAUCAGAGCAUCGUUUGGGUCGUGCCCGCGAUCCGACAUCCGUCGUCACCACUCAACCCAAAGCUGCAUCUAAACUGCCGGGCCGGGCUUUGAGCCAAGAACGUCAUUCUUUCACCUCUACCCCAAACGGGCUUUCUCCAGCCCCAAAACUUCGCCUCCUCCCUCCCAGACCUGGAACUUUGGAAGAACGAAGCAAGAAAUCGGACCUGGAACGCGGCCGAGCCACCAAACGGGGCUCAGCUUGCCGACGAGGACCCCUAAAAGCGGACCACGGGGUGAGGGUUCCCGGUUCCCCGCAGGCAGGGACGGCACCUGGAGGAGCUUCUUUCUCUUUACCCAUCGGAACAGAAAGGAGGAGGAGCAAUUUGAGCCGGUCCAAAUCCGUCAGCAUCGGGGAUCUGAGCGGCGAAGACGUGGCGGCGGCGUUGAGCCGUUUGGUGUUGAGGGAUGGGGGCCACCCGUUGAGCGUGGGUGCUUUGGCCCUAAAAAGGAGCUCGUCUCUCCGAAGGGUCAACGUUGGAGUGGGGUUGGAUGGGAGAAGUGCAGCCCCUCUGCUCUCUGUGCGUCACGAGGGCUGUGCCAGGACUCGUGUCCCCGAUCCCCCCUAUGGCCCCGAUGGCUCCGCACCCCGCAGCCCCCCGUUGGGUCGAGCGCCCGAGGAAAAGGUGGCAGCUGUAAGAGUUUGGGGUCCUGAGCUCUGCUUUUGGGGUGGG